Molecule: messenger RNA, 1398 nt
Organism: Didymella exigua CBS 183.55
Lineage: Eukaryota; Fungi; Ascomycota; Dothideomycetes; Pleosporales; Didymellaceae
Exons: 2
Coding region: 1-1398 (465 amino acids)
Biological process (GO): positive regulation of transcription by RNA polymerase II
Cellular component (GO): nucleus
Molecular function (GO): sequence-specific DNA binding; zinc ion binding; DNA-binding transcription factor activity, RNA polymerase II-specific
Source: RefSeq, a predicted model, not a curated record
AUGACUCGCCAACGCAUCUCAGCUGCAUGCGAUGCAUGUCGAGCGAGAAAAGUAAAAUGCCUGACACCAGAUGGUCAAUUCAAGUGCUCCACGUGUAUUGAUGUAAACAUCGACUGUACAAGGAUGCAGCCGAGGAAGAAGCGAGGCCCGAAGAAUCGAUACGUUCAAGGCCUACGAAACGAGCUUGAUGCCGACCAUGAUGCUUUGGCAACAAGUCUGGAGUCACUCGCACCAUUCGAGGUUGUGAAUCAGGUCAUCGCCGACUGGUUUGGAUGGAUCCAUCCGGUGGCUCCCAUACUUCACCAGGAUCGGUUCAUGCAACAGCUGGCGACCAGCCACCGGUCGCUUGGGAACGAACCCAAAUCCUUUCUGCUCUUGGUCGCAUCGGUAUGCGCAGCAACAGUAGCUAGCUUGCGCCGAAGACGGCAUCUCUAUCUUGACCUGACGGUGGAGUCGUGCCUAGACUUUACAGAACGCCUAGGUGUGUGGAGCCCGAGUGCUGCAAUUACCCUAGAGCGAAGCAUUGCCAUGUACAACUUCGGCACUGCACUGCACUACGAGCACGGCAUCGAUUCGCCGAUCUCACAUCGGCUCAUGUCGGAGGCAGCUAUGAGCGUCAAAUUUCUGAUCCACCAGUCAGUCGGCACCAUGUCCUUCGCGGAUUCACAGCUGCUGAAACGACUCUACUGGCUCAUUUACGCUGGCCAUUGUACAAGUGAUAUGUAUGGGCGACAAUUGCUAUUACUGCGUCAGGCGAACGACCAGACCAGCGCACUGAUGCCUCUGGAGGUGUCGGAUGCUCAAUUACUGGAUCAAGGCGAGCCGUCUUCGCCUGAUCAUAUCGGCAGCGAGCACUCAUAUGUGCCUGGUUUAAACGCGCUUUCUCGUCUUUUCAUGGUUUGGCAGUCUAGCCAAGCCACUGCAACCCAGUCGAUGGAAAAUUUGCAAGCGCACAUCGAACACGCCUACCGGAUAGCUGACAACUUUCCUCCUGAACUGAGCUGGCAAGGGGAUCAUAUCAUUGGCGACUUCGGCUUCAAUGUGCAAACAGUCAAUCUCAAGAUUACACAACUGCAUAUAAGGGCGAACCUGCUUGAGCAGAUGAACACGAUCGCGAAAGCGGACGGUCUUCUGAUCACGCCUCACGCCAUAAUUGAGGAGCGACACCGUGCGGUCAACGAACUACUCGAAAUUCUGUACCACAUGCCAACAGAGGUCUUCGAUGCAAACGGCUAUAGUAUUAUUCCUAAGAUUCGUGAUAUCGGAAGCGCGCUACUCGACGAGUUGCGGACGGGCUCGCAUGGACGCACACUACAAGCCAGCGUUAAUCUGGACAGGUUGCUGAUAAAAUUGGAGGACUUAGAUUUGCGACCUGCUGACGCUACACCCUACUUUUAA